Jatropha curcas is the source of this 2505-nucleotide messenger RNA. Its product is annotated as Tetratricopeptide repeat (TPR)-like superfamily protein. Lineage: Eukaryota; Viridiplantae; Streptophyta; Magnoliopsida; Malpighiales; Euphorbiaceae. The record is from RefSeq and is a predicted model, not a curated record. Gene Ontology annotation, molecular function: protein binding.
CUCAUUCGUCCUUAGAUUUAGUCCUGCUAGACUAUUUACUUGUACGGGUAAAAAUUUUCAUGUGCUCUAUCAACUCGAGGGACGCUUUUCCAUCGACAACGUAUAUGCAUUUUGUCAGAAAUGCUCUGCCUCUGGCAUUAUGCUUCCGAGCUUUCCGCUAUUCCUAAUUUCUCUGCUCAGUGGCUUGAAGCUUGAAUAUUGAUUAUUCGGUCGCUAGCCAUUAAUUAUACGUUUAUGUAGCUGUCGCAAUCCCUCGAUAGUAUGCGCAUCAGAUGUUUGAUAAUUUGCCUAAACUAAUUUUAAUCGCGGUGUAACAGUUUGCAAUGAACUUUACCCGCCUCUCGCGAGCUAUAAACCACUUCAAGAUCCUUAACCAGCAAAUUCGCUUCUUUGCUCGUGAUCCAUUUCCCAACAAGCUAACUCAUUACCUCCGCCGGGCCGAACUCAUUGAUUCAAUUCGACUCUGUCUACGUUCCAACUCUUCCAACUCUCUUCCCACUCUCCUUAAUACCCGCCUGUUAGACCCUUUUGUAGUUACUCACGCGCUUCGCUCUGCUCCUAAUGCAGACUCAGCUCUUUUCCUCGUUGAAUCCCUUAAAAUUAUCCCUCAUUUCUCACAUAAUCAAUCUACCCUUUACGCGCUUGCCACAAUCCUUGCCAAGUCUGGCAGGAAGUCGGAGCUUAGGUCCCUGAUUGAUCAGAUUAUUUCCGGUACAUAUUAUAAUAUUCGUAUUAGCUUUAUGAACCUUAUGCAGUGGUAUGCUGCAGCCGGAGAUAUAGAGGCAGUUGUAGAUACGUGGGAUAAGUAUAGAGGCAGUGUUAAGCGUGGUUGUACUGAGUCUUAUAACAUUGUUAUGAGUUCGUAUGCUCAAAUGGGUAGAAAUUUAGAAGCUGUAGAUGUUUUCUAUAAGAUGAUUGAUGAAGGGGCAAUUCCAAAUUCUAGAACUUACACAGUUAUGAUUGAGCAUCUCAUUAAUUCAGGGAAAUUGAAUUCAGCAAUUGAGAUUUUUAGUCUGUUGCCAUUGAUGAGGAUCAAAAGGACUUUAAAGCAGUAUUCAGUUUUGGUGGAAGGGUUUGUAGGUGCCAAGAGGUUUGAUGAGGUUAAAACUUUGCUUAAUGAAAUGCGGAUUGAUGGGAAGUUUCCUGGUCAUACCAUGCGUCUGGCUUUGCAGCAUAUGCAGGAGGCAGGAUUUGUGCAUGAGACUGAGGACUUCCUUAGAGAAAUGUUUCCUGAUGAGAGAAUCAAGAAUAUAGGAUCUUACACUGAUAGUAGCGAUGAGGAUGACAAUAAGGAUGUUAACCAUGGAGAUGUUCACACCGACACUGAUGAAAUUAAAUUAAAACCAUGGUUGGACCCAAAAGCCUUGGCAAAUGCCUUGAGUCAAUGGAGUCCUGAAGUUGUCUCCAUAUUGGAAGAUACAAACUUUGUAUGGACAACUCGAUUGGUGUGCAAGGUUCUUAGGAACUUUAGUUUGGCCGAAACAGCUUGGAAUUUCUUUUGUUGGGUUGCUUAUCAGCCAGGAUUCACUCAUGAUGUUUAUACGGUUCAAAGGAUGAUGACACUUUUAGCCAGGUAUGGGAAGGUUGAAUUGGUUGAUAAACUCAUAAGCAAAAUAAGAAGUGAGGGAAUGAAAUUGCCUUUAAGCACUAUCAGGUUGAUCAUUGACUUCUAUGGCAUUUCGAAGAAUGCUGAUGCUGCAUUAAAGGUCUUCCGUGAUGACAGAACACUUUGUGGUUCCAUAUCAAAAUUUAAUCUGAUGCUUUUAUAUUCAUCUCUGUUGCGGACAUUGACCAAGUGUAACAGAAAUUUGGAUUCCAUUGAUGCGCUUGAAGAAAUGAUUUUGCUUGGUAUAUGUCCAGAUAUCCAGACAUUUUGUGGGUUGAUUUAUCACUUUGCAUUGCACGGUGAUAUUAAAACUGUGCAGAAACUAUUUAUAAUGGUCAGGCAGAGUGAUGUGGAGCCAGAUACUUAUAUGUUCAAAGUACUGAUCCAGGCUUACUGCAAGUGUGAGAGAGCAGCUCUUGCAUGGAGGGUUUUCGAAGACAUGAAAAACUCAAAUUUGAUGCCAGAUGCUGCUACAAAAAAUUUGCUUGUAAAGAGUCUUUGGAAAGAAGGCAAGCGAAAAGAAGCUGCCAUUGUGGAAGAAAGCUGCGAAGAAAAGAAUGAAGUGCUUCCUCUUGUUUUGCGAGGUCAUUUAUGGACAGUGAGUUCUGCAGAUCUCACUAGAGUAUACAAUAUUUAUUCCAACAGCUUCAUGUCAACUUCUGCUGGCUAGAUUUUGGCCUGGACUUGGCAAUGAGCAAUGAUCUUCUAUUUAAAAAAAUUGUGUUUGUAAUAUCAGCAUAACAUGAUUUUUAAAGUAAUACCAUGUUCUCCUUCUCUUGACUUGACUUUCUGAGUGCCUCAACCUUUCCAUUUAUUCAUUGAUGGUGUUGGCCGGCAAGAGCAACCGAGUUGUAAUGCUAUAAUAUUUGAUUGGUAAAUUUCUGAUUCUGUUGGAAACA